This is a messenger RNA of Cornus florida, 1767 nucleotides long. RefSeq lists its product as uncharacterized. Gene Ontology annotation, biological process: regulation of DNA-templated transcription. The record is from RefSeq and is a predicted model, not a curated record. The transcript has 5 exons. Bases 387 to 1655 code for a protein of 422 amino acids. NCBI's taxonomy places the organism in Eukaryota, Viridiplantae, Streptophyta, Magnoliopsida, Cornales, Cornaceae. Gene Ontology annotation, molecular function: transcription coregulator activity.
AAGAGUCUUGUACAGGGCAGACAGUUUUGUGAGGGUAGGGUUUUUGCAUUUGCGAAGGGCCACAUCACACCCCAUCAAAACGAAACCCACUAAAUUAUUAAAAGAAAAUCAAACACCAACAUAAUGCAAAGAAGCAUCUCUCUCUCUCUCUAAAAAGUACAAUUGCAACUGGGGACUGAGUGGUGAAAAAAAGAGCAACACCAUACUUCAAACCCAUACUGAUAUACUGAAUUGCUUUCUCUGUAAAGCAACUUUCUUUUCUUCUCUUCUCUCCUCCCCUCCCUCUCUCUCUCUCUCUCUCUCUCUCUCUAUAUCUAUAUAUAUAUAAAUACGGUGGAUCAUAUAUAUAUAUAUACACUCUGCUCAGACCCUGGUAUUGUCGAAAGAUGCCUCGGCCAGGCCCAAGACCUUACGAAUGUGUGAAGAGAGCUUGGCACAGUGAUAGGCAUCAACCCAUGAGAGGUUCAAUCAUUCAACAAAUUUUCAGGGUUGUAAAUGAGGCUCACAGUUCAGCAACUAGAAAGAACAAAGAAUGGCAAGAGAAGCUACCUAUAGUUGUUUUGAAAGCUGAGGAAAUCAUGUACUCCAAAGCCAAUUCUGAGGCUGAGUAUAUGGAUCCUGAAACACUAUGGGAUCGGGUUAAUGACGCCAUUAACACGAUAAUUCGAAGAGAUGAAAGUACUGAAACCGGAGAGCUUUUGCCGCCCUGUGUCGAAGCUGCCCUGAACCUCGGCUGUGUUCCAGUAAGAGCAUCACGGAGCCAACGGCACAGUAAUCCAAGAAGUUAUCUCAGCCCAAGAUCUCCGGAAUCUGGUUUUGUCCGCCCCAAAAUUUUGGUUAGCACUACCAAUGAACAAACCCCCAAUUUAUCACCAGUUAGUCAGUUAACCUUAGCAAGACCAACUAUGAAUUUAACCAAUUUAGCUUCACAAUCUAACAGGCAUGUAAUGCAAAACAACAAUCUCACUUCUUCCUGCAAUUCUCCUCUUUCACAUCAGAAAUUUCCUCCUCGUGGCAAUAACCAGUUCAUCCAAAUGCAAAGUGGCACCUCAUUGAAUGUGGGUUCAGUUUAUCCCUUGCACUAUGGUACCAACUUUCAACCUGACAUGUCUCAGUUGGGCUUCCAAACUCGACAAAAUUCCAACAAAAUAAUUGUUGGUACUCCACUUUUUUCAUCAACAGUCGAGCCUAGUGAAGUGGCUUACUCACAGAAUUUGUUCUUCCGUGAUGGGAAUGAAAAUGCUUCAAACAGAACAACUCAAGCAGAUUUCAGGGACAACCAUGAGAAGGCGCCUGAUAUGGAAUGCGAUUUAUCAUUGCGACUGGGUCUGUUUUCAGACCAAUGCACAAGCGUAGGAAAAUGUUCAACUCGUGACAGUGAUGAUGUUGGUUUAAGCAGUUCUCAAGAGGGGAACAAAUUUAGUGACCCAUCUACCCUCAGAAAUAAGGAGUUUCCUUUCUUCCCCAUGAAAAAUGUUAAUGAUCCCUUUGAGUUCUGUACAAGUAAGUGGACUUGUGAGGGUGAAGGUCAGGAUGUGGAGGCAGCUGUUAGGAAGCGCAAGGCACCAUUUAACAAUGAUGUGGAAGAGGGGCAAUUUUUCUGGCUACCGGGUCAAAUGAAAAGGCCAGAAUUCCUACUCUACGGUUUCUCUUAGCUAAAGCUCAAUAGGAAAUUGUUUGGUGUAGGGCAUAGAAAAAGUUAGAGGAGGAGUUCUUGGUGGCUUGGCCAGGGUGGACGGGGUGGUGGUUCAAGGGUGAAGGAAUAUU